Messenger RNA from Paramuricea clavata, 2103 nucleotides. Lineage: Eukaryota; Metazoa; Cnidaria; Anthozoa; Malacalcyonacea; Plexauridae. The record is from the annotation of a GenBank genome assembly.
AUGCCUAAAAUAGAAGAUAUGCAUUCUGCAUUGAGGGACUGUCAAGUAUUCAGUGUAUUAGACCUGAAGCAAGCUUAUCAUCAAAUUCCCAUUUCAACUGAGUCCAUUCCAAAGGAUGCUACGGCUCUAGGACUUAUGAUGCUUUACCCACGAUUUAUGCCACACCAUUCCACUGUAUUAGUACUGCUGAAUAAUCUGCUUAAGAAGAAUGUACCUCGGAAGUGGACUAAAUCAGAAGACGCAGCUUUCACAGCAGCUAAAAAUCUUUUACUAAAUUCGAGAACACUAGUACAUUAUAAUGAAUCAUUGCCUCUUGUUCUCUCAUGCGAUGUUUCUUCUUAUGGUGCAGGAGCGGUAUUGUCACAUGUCAUUAAUGGGAAACACCAACCGAUAGCAUUUGCAUCAUGUACAUUAACUGAGGCCCAACGAAAUUAUUCACAGCUUGAGAAGGAAGCUUUCAGCAUAAUAUUUAGACUUAAACGAUUUCAUCAAUAUCUCUGUGGUAAUUCAUUUACUAUCCUAACUGAUCAUCGCCCACUCCUUACAUUGUUGGGACCACAUUGUUCUGUUCCAGCCCACACGGCUUCACGACUACAAAGAUGGGCACUUAUCCUAGCCUCAUACCAUUACAAGAUUGAGUACCGAAGUACAACUACACAUGCUGACGCUGACAGCAUGUCCCGUCUACCUUUACCACAAACUUGGUGCCCUAAAAGUGAAAAUGUAGAAUGUUAUUUCUUUGAAGCUGGUGUUGUUACUAAUGUAACUGCUGAAAUGAUUAAGAAAAAGACACAAGUGGAUCCUGUUCUUUCUUUAGUAUAUAGAUACAUACAAAGUAGUUGGCCCUCUGUAGUUGAUGCUGAUAUGAUUCCGUACAAAAACAGAAGUGAUCAACUAACUAUUCAUCAAGGAUGCAUCCUUUGGGGAGCUCGGGUUGUUGUUCCUCCAUCUCUUCGAAGUGAAAUGCUAACCGAAUUACAUGACACCCAUCCGGGCAUGACAAGAAUGAAAGGGCUUGCGAUGUCUUAUGUCUGGUGGCCAAAGAUUGAUUCUGACAUUGAACAGACUGUGUCCACUUGUCCUGUUUGCCAGAAAAUGCGAUCAGAGCCAGCAAAAGCGCCAGUACAUCCCUGGACUUUUCCAUCACAACCUUGGUCUCGCAUUCAUAUCGACUUUGCUGGGCCUAUUGCUGGGAAAAUGUAUCUGGUGGUAGUUGACGCUUACAGUAAGUUUCCGGAAGUUGUUAAAAUGACUACUACAACAGCUACGACUACUAUAAAUGCACUGCGAGAUAUCUUUAGCCGCCAUGGUCUUCCGGAAAUAUUAGUUUCCAAUAACGGACCGCAAUUCAUUGCCGGCGAGUUUCAACAGUUCUGCCGUAACAACGGAAUUAUGCAUCGAACUUCUGCAGCCUACAAACCUUCAACGAACGGUCAAGCUGAACGAGUUGUUCAAAUUUUGAAAUCGGCGAUUGAGCAAGCUCGAAUUACUAAACAGGAUGUGAACGUGGUUAUUGCUAAGAGCUUACUAGUGUAUCGUAAUGCACCACAUUCUACAACGGGUGCGGCACCUUCAGUUUUACUUAUGGGCAGACGUCUGCGAACCCGACUUGAUCUAGUCUUUCCUUCCGUUCAGGAACAUGUGAAGCAAAAGCAAUAUAAAGUCCUUGAACGUUCUGCGAAUUUAAACGUGCGAUCCUUUGUUGAAGGGGAAAAUGUCUUAGCACGUAAUUAUCAAGGGAAAGAGAAAUGGAUUCCUGGAGUGGUCACUAAAGUUCUUGGUUCAAGGCACUACAUGGUUAGAGUACCUGGAUAUCUGUGGAAACGACAUGUAGAUCAGUUAGUCAAAUACAAUCCGCAGAUUGAACCAGAAAAUGAUUGGGAUGAAGUUGAGAUCUCUCCGGAAAAGAGUGGGACACCGGAAGCAGAACAAUUAUCUGAAAAUUCGAACAGAUAUGGAAACACCUCGGGUACUAGUAGCAAUGAUUCUGUAGAAAAGAAUGAUAAUCAAAACUCUGUUACUGAUAAUUCAAGUGCGAAAAACACAGGUUCCGCUGAAAGACGUUAUCCGUUAAGAGCUAAUCGAGGAAGAACAGAUCAUUAA